Messenger RNA from Cuculus canorus (common cuckoo), 2336 nucleotides. RefSeq names its product nuclear receptor subfamily 0 group B member 2-like. Gene Ontology annotation, cellular component: cytoplasm; nucleus. The record is from RefSeq and is a predicted model, not a curated record. The transcript has 4 exons. The coding region runs from base 282 to 1220 and encodes 312 amino acids. Lineage: Eukaryota; Metazoa; Chordata; Aves; Cuculiformes; Cuculidae. Gene Ontology annotation, biological process: negative regulation of transcription by RNA polymerase II. Gene Ontology annotation, molecular function: transcription corepressor activity; transcription factor binding.
CUGUUUUGUAUCAUAGCUUAUGGCCAUGCAAAUGAAGAUUAGUGUGUUCCGUAGUGAAAGCUGAAAAGAUACAUAUAUCAGCUUUAGCCACAGGUGGAGAACAGUACACGUUGCAGUGCUUUUAUUUGCGAGUGUGCAGAAUCUCUCAACAUCCUUCUGAAUGGGAAGGACUGAAAGGACAAUGGUGCUGCUUUUGUUACUGAAUGGGUCACAGACCCUGGCUCUCAAGCUCAAAGCAACUGCAUGGCAAACAAAAUCACUGAUGGAUACCCUGGGACAGAAUGCUGCUGCUGUCUGUGAGUGAGUUGGAGCAGAUGGGAAAGCUGCAGCAGAAUCUUUCAUCCCAGCUGCCUCUUGCAGGUCCUGACACGUGUGAAGGGAACUCUGGCUCUAUGGCUACCAAGAUCCCAGCUGAGAAAUUUGGGAAAUACCAGUGUGAGACCCACCAUGCUAAGAGCAUCCUGUACCAGAUCCUCAACAAAGAGCACAGAAGAGAGACCACGUGGCACCAGCAGUAUUGCAGUCUCCAUCGCUCUACGGGAAACAAAGGCUGCCCUUGUAUGGACAGAAGAAAAGCUGUCCUGAAAAUGCCAGAAGCCACAUGCAGAAAAGCUUCUGAAGUGCUCUUGAAGACUUUAACUUUUAUUAGAAACUUGCCUUCUUUUUAUCAUGUGCCUUGGGAGGAUCAGCUUGUCCUCAUACAGCAGAACUGGGCCCCCCUUUUUGUCCUUGGCAUGGCACAAGAAGGGGUGGAUUUUGACCUGACAGAGAUUUCCGCCCCUAGUUUAUUGAAAAAAAUCCUCCUCAACCAGUCUUUAACAGCUAGCAAUGAACCAGGCAGCUCAUCACAGGGAGCACCUUUAGCAGAAGUUCAGAAGAUGAAGAAUUUAUUGUGGAAAUUCUGGGAUCUGGACAUAAGUGCAAAAGAAUAUGCCUAUCUUAAAGGUAUUAUUCUUUUUAAUUCUGGAUGUUAUGCCCUAAAAUAUCUCCCCUAUAUACAAACACUGCAGCAGGAAGCUCAGCAAGCCUUGAUGGAGUUUAUCUCAACAAUGUUCCACAGGAACCUAUGCAGGUUUGCUUGGAUUCUUCAGCUAAUUGCCUCUCUUAGAGACAUUGAUGCAGAAGCUAUUGAAAAGCUCUUCUUCAGACCCAUCCUAGGAGAGGCCACCUUAAAUGUAUUAGUUCUAGAAACCCUAUACAUCAAGCCAAAUUGCCUUUGAAAACAGAUGACAUCUGUGCGCUCAAAUACAUAUUUUUGAAAAGAUGGGAGGAUUUUAUGAGCUAAACACAUUUCAAACAAAUCGCUGAUGCAUCUUUGUAAGCCAUAUAUAAUUUUUUGUAAGAUGAAGUAAUUUUGUAUAUUUUAGAAUUAAAAGCAGAGAUACCUAACCAUUUCACGUUUCUGUGUGCUUUCAAAAACCUGUAUUCUAAUGCAUUCAAAGAGCAUCUAGCAUAUUUUCCACUUGUGCCAGGUUCAACUGUAUUAUUUCUACUGAGCAUUUUUAUAGCUGUUUAAAACUAUAUCACAUGCUUUUGGCUUUCUAGAAGCUUUUGCUUUCAGAAAAAAAGGGCAGCAAUAAAUUUUAUUCACUGCAUCCCAAAUUGAAGAUGAAUACAUAUGUAAAAGGCUGAUCCAUGUAAAAUCAGAAUAAAUCCUCCUUUUUCCCUGGAUGUCAUUCUCUGAUCCCAACCCCUUUUCUGUUCCACUAAGAACUCUAGUUCUUGGCUGUAGUUGCUUGAUGCAGCUCCCCCAUACUAACCAAUUUCUUACAGGUUCCUUUUCUAAGUCUUGCAUUAAACUGUGGGCUUUAAACCCCUCUCCCAUUAUUCACAAAGUCCUUCCCUGACUAAGAAACUGAACAAUACAAUUCAAAAACUUGUAGACUAGACAAAAGACGUAGUUCAGGAUUGUUUCCAGGAUGGGAAUAGCAAAGGUUGAAAGCUAUCAUGUUAUGCCAUAAGCAGCAGAACUGAUGUAGCAGUUUCCUACCUAUUUAAGACCUUUUCCAUUUAGCCCUCCCUGCACCCUUUUAUAAUUACCCUCACUCCCCUCCAAACUUAUGGCAGAUGUUUGUUGGGCAGCAGAUGCUGAAAUAUGGUUUCCUACAGAUGUGUACAAUUUGUUCCUCUCUCUCUCACUGCAAGAUUUCCAUGUCUCCACCUCCAAGUGAACUAUGGCAUGCCCCAAAACAUUUCACUGUCUCCUAUCUGUGUGGCUGAAGAAGAGGCAGCAUAUGUUUGGGUUGGCACCAACCUAUAUGUGUGUGCUGACUGGUCAUCCAUCAGGAUAAAAAAAACCAUUAAGCUUAUAUUUUGCUGCAGUAAGAGAAGUUAUU